Sordaria macrospora k-hell is the source of this 1668-nucleotide messenger RNA. RefSeq lists its product as uncharacterized. Gene Ontology annotation, molecular function: transmembrane transporter activity. The record is from RefSeq and is a predicted model, not a curated record. Gene Ontology annotation, cellular component: plasma membrane. Lineage: Eukaryota; Fungi; Ascomycota; Sordariomycetes; Sordariales; Sordariaceae. Gene Ontology annotation, biological process: transmembrane transport.
AUGGCGGUCAUGCACGACACUCACAGUCACGCCCGCGAAGCCGACAUCCCCGGCACCGUCAACCUCCGCCCUCUCGACGGCGAAGAGACCUACUACGGGCAAUCCCUCUUUCCCGUUCCAUCUUCCGACCCCAACGACCCUUUACAAUGGCCCUCCUGGAAGAAACACAUGAUUCUCUUUUGCUGCUCCGCCUUUUCCUUCCUCGGCAACUCGGCUCUGAUCGGUCCCUCAACUUACAUCGGUCUCUUCUCUACGCAGUUCUCUAUCUCACCCAACACCGCUGCGGGACUGGUGAAUUACCCCAACCUUGCAUUCGGGUUUAGUAAUGUCCUCUUCAUCCCUACAUAUCAGCACAUUGGACGACGGCCGGUCAUGUUAGUAGCGCUGGUGCUGUACGUCGUCGGGCUAGCCUGGGCAGCAAAGGCAAACGGCUUCAGCAGCUUAAUGGGUGCCAGGGUAGUGCAUGCUUUUGGGUCGGGCGUGUGUGAGGCGUUGCCGGUACAGCUGGUUAAUGACAUUUUCUUUUUGCAUGAGAGAGGGAAGAAGUUGGGGUGGUAUACGAUUGCCUUGUGCGUGGGGGCUACUGGUCCGUUGUUUUCGGGCUUGAUGCUCGGGGCGGGGCUCUCGUGGAAUCUGUUCUUCUGGGUAGAGUUUGCGUUUGGGAUGGCCUUGUUGGUUCUUUGCUUCUUGUUUGUCGAAGAGACUAGAUACGAGCGGAGAACGCUGCCCUCAUCGCCUUCGACAUCUUCAACCUCCCGCGGUGGUCAUGACGACAAAAAGGACAACGCAAAAGCAGAAGCCAACACCACCACCACCGCCGCCGCCACUGUCCAUCACAUCGAAGCCGACUCACCCAGUCACUCCGCCAUCAUCCCCCCACGCAAGCCCUUCCUCCAACAACUCCGCCUUUGGACUCCCGCCGCCGCUCCUCACAACGAACAACCAAUCCACACCAUGCUCCUCCGCUCCGUAACCCACCUCCUCGUCCCCUCCACCUUCUGGGUCAUCACCACCUACGGCAUCUACAUCGGCCUAGCCGGCUUCGCUUUCGCCUUCAUCUUCCCUCUCAAAAUCGUCGCCCCUCCUUACUCCUGGCCUUCCACCUCAUCAGGCUUCCACUCCUUCGCCACCUUUUUAGGGUUCGGUCUCGCCAUCCCCUGCGUCUCUUUAUCCGACCGGCUAGCAGCCUACCUAACCAAACGCAACAACGGCAUCCGCGAAGCCGAAAUGCGUUUGCCCAUCUUACUCCCCGCCAUGCUCAUCGCGCCCGCAGGACAGGUCGUCUUUGGCCUGGCGGCCGAAAAGAAUCUGCAUUGGAUCGCAUACAUGGCGGGCGUGGCCAUGACGCAGUUUGGGGGGUACUUUUACUUUACGGUGACGCUGGCAUACGCGGUGGAUUCUUACACGGCGAACCUGUCCGAGAUGCUAAUUAUCAUGAACGUCGGGAAGCAGGCGAUUAGCUUUGGUAUGGGGCUGAAUGUGCUGGAUUGGAUUUUGGAGAGCGGAUAUGGGAGGGUGAUUGCGGGGGUCUUUGGCGGCUUGUUGUUGGCGAACAAUGUGGUGGUUUUGGUGUUUAUGGCUUGGGGAAGGAGGAUCAGAAGGACAGUUAGUCGGACUUGGAUGGCGAGGGUGCAUGCUAGGACGGUGGUUGAGGGGGAGGGACACUAG